This is a messenger RNA of Sinocyclocheilus grahami, 1782 nucleotides long. RefSeq names its product actin-related protein 2-B-like. The record is from RefSeq and is a predicted model, not a curated record. Lineage: Eukaryota; Metazoa; Chordata; Actinopteri; Cypriniformes; Cyprinidae. The coding region runs from base 892 to 1782 and encodes 296 amino acids. The transcript has 8 exons.
CCAUUCACUGCAGAGGAUCCAUUGCUGAGCAAAUUUUCAUUUUUGGUUGAAGUAUUCCUUUAACAUGUAUAUAACGCAUACACACUAACAUUUUGUCUCAUACACUGAACACAUGAUCCUGCUGUUGUGUCUCUGUCUUUAAGAAGGUACAGGGUGCUCUAAAUUUGUUUGUUUUCUGAGUCUGCUCUAUAACAGAGCUGGAGGGAUUGUGGGUUGUUAUGACAAUGAGUAAACCUCCUUGUUGCUGUAUGAUAUGGCUGGGUUUCUAAGUUGUGUAAAUUGAAAAUCUCUCAGCUUGUGUGCUUGAACUGGGUGUAGUUUUGUUUUAAAUCAUUGUGCUUCAUUUGUCACCAGUUUACAGCUUUCUCUUAUUUAAUUGUAUUUUUUACAGGGAAUCACAGCCGUAGUACCUCCUCGAGCUCCAGAAGUUGUGCGGCAUUUAGUCUGAUGCUGGAAGCUGUCUGAAUAUUUGAUGUCUGAUUUGCUUUUGCUUGUUCAGGUCAACAAAAUUAGCUGUUACUGUUCAAUCUUAUUUAAGAUGUUAAUUUUAUUUUUACAACUUGUAUUUUUGAUCAUCGUUCUGAAGAUGCACCGGAUGAAGCUGAACUGCUGUCACUGUUUGAACAAUCGUUUUUUGAAUAAUUGUAGAUUUUUCAUUGUGUAUCUUUUGUCUUUGGACUCUUUCCUGGACAUGGGACCAGUGGACAAGAGAUCAUGUGGACUUUUGUUUAUUGUUUUCUUUUUUCGGAAUUGGAAGAUGGAAAUGAUCAAGUAAAUGGUUUAGUCGCGGACUUUUAUUUUGAAGAGGUGUGAAGGGCAGGGCGCUGACUUCCGCCUGGCCGAAGACAGCAGGAGCUGAGAUCAGGGCGGAUUCACCGAGUCUGGAGAAACAUGGACAGUCAAGGCAGGAAAGUGGUGGUGUGUGACAACGGGACCGGGUUUGUGAAGUGUGGAUAUGCUGGCUCUAAUUUCCCAGAGCACAUAUUCCCGGCUCUGGUGGGGAGACCGAUCAUCCGCUCCACAGCCAAAGUGGGAAACAUCGAGAUCAAGGACCUGAUGGUGGGCGACGAGGCGAGCGAGCUGCGCUCCAUGCUGGAGGUGAACUACCCGAUGGAGAACGGGAUCGUGAGGAACUGGGACGAUAUGAAGCACCUGUGGGACUAUACUUUCGGCCCCGAGAAGCUCAACAUCGACUCCCAGAACUGCAAGAUCCUGCUCACAGAGCCGCCCAUGAACCCCACCAAGAACCGAGAGAAGAUCAUCGAGGUGAUGUUUGAGACCUAUCAGUUCUCAGGCGUUUAUAUCGCCAUCCAGGCCGUGCUCACUCUGUACGCUCAAGGUCUGCUGACGGGUGUGGUGGUGGACUCUGGAGACGGUGUCACUCAUAUCUGUCCAGUGUAUGAAGGUUUUUCUCUUCCUCAUCUCACGCGGCGUCUGGACAUCGCCGGACGCGACAUUACACGCUACCUCAUCAAGCUGUUGUUGUUGAGAGGUUAUGCCUUCAAUCACUCAGCGGACUUCGAGACAGUGAGGAUGAUGAAGGAGAACCUGUGUUACGUGGGCUAUAACAUCGAGCAGGAGCAGAAGCUUGCGCUGGAGACCACCGUGCUGGUGGAGUCCUACACGCUGCCGGAUGGUCGGGUGAUUAAAGUGGGCGGCGAGCGGUUCGAGGCUCCGGAGGCUCUGUUCCAGCCUCACCUCAUUAACGUGGAGGGAGUGGGUGUGGCUGAACUGCUCUUCAACACCAUCCAUGCCGCUGACAUCGAUACCAGGUCAGUUUAA